GUGCUAGUCACAAUCUAUGUCUGUUUACACAUUAUAUAUAUUACCUCCAUCCUACCUGUUUAUUUACGCGAAUAAAAGAUCUUAGGAAGUCGAGAAGCUUUGGAUUUGCUGUGGUAAACGUGAUGUGAGUCGCAUGCAUCUACCAACGAAGUUACAAAAUCAAUGCCAAAGACUUGUAGGAUUAUUAGCAAGUAGUCCGGCAACAAGUGAGAAUCAUGACUCAAAACAAGGGUUUCUCUUGCAACAACGUGAAGAUAGAACAUAUCAAAUAUGGAAAGAGUUUACAGAAGUGCUCCGAAUCUUAUCAUUGAAUGUUACAGAAGAUGAAGAAGAUGAAAGCAAAAGCCCGUUUUUCGAUGCUUUUGAAAGUUUGACUACUUUACCAUUACUUCAGGAGUUUUCAUCUUCAGUUCCUUCAAACCAUUCAAAGGCUUAUGUGGAGUCGUUACUCCAAGAGCAAAACCAUCUUUCUGAUCAGAACUUACAAGUAGAAGAAGAGAUAAUAGAGCUCAACCGAAAAAUCCAGGAGGAGCGUAUUUUGUUGCAGUCAAUUGAACCGGCCUCCCAAAAAGUUGCCGGAAGUCUUUUGCAACAUUCUUCUAAAAGUGAGGUCUAUCGUGAUUCUAUGGAGAGUAUCCAACACGAAUUGAGGACAGAAAGAUGUCGAUGGGAAAUUUUACGCAAUGUUGUUCAAGUUAUUAUUUUGGAAUCCGGUUCAUCGUUCGCUGACGAUGAGCAGCUACUUCAGAUCAUGGAAGAAUGUGGAGAACGAAGUCAUGAUUACUCAGUUUAAAAAGGGUUUUAUUUUUAAAGGUAUGUUCACCACUCUGUAAUUUACCCAAUGAUGGUUUUUUUGAAUUUCUUCAACGGAGCCCUUCAACUAAAAUGUUGGUUGGGUGCGGGACGAAACUUGACAUACUGAGGGUAGCUUAUUUUCUCUAUUUUUCUCUGAUGAAUCAUUUACUAACUUUACAUAGUUGCUAGUCUUAUAGUUCAGAUCCUUUUUCUUGCUAACAAUAAACUUUUUCAUUUACAUACGAGUCUAUAACAAGGGUA
This is a messenger RNA of Schizosaccharomyces octosporus yFS286, 1056 nucleotides long. RefSeq names its product CENP-H Fta3. The record is from RefSeq and is a predicted model, not a curated record. The coding region runs from base 134 to 793 and encodes 219 amino acids. Gene Ontology annotation, cellular component: kinetochore. Gene Ontology annotation, biological process: kinetochore assembly. The transcript has a single exon. Lineage: Eukaryota; Fungi; Ascomycota; Schizosaccharomycetes; Schizosaccharomycetales; Schizosaccharomycetaceae.